CGGUGCCGGUACCAUGCCCCCACAGGAGCUCCUGGACUACUCGCCCGCCCUACGGAGACACAGCCCCCCCCGGGGCAGCGGCCCGGAGCUGGGCAUCAAGUGCGUGCUGGUGGGCGACGGCGCCGUGGGCAAGACCAGCCUGGUCGUCAGCUACACCACCAACGGGUACCCCGACGAGUACCAGCCCACCGCCCUCGACACCUUCUCCGUGCAGGUCCUGGUGGAUGGAGCCCCAGUCCGGAUCCAACUGUGGGACACCGCUGGACAGGAGGACUUUGACUGUUUGCGCUCACUUUGUUACCCCGACACCGAUGUCUUCCUUGUCUGCUUCAGCGUGGUAAACCCAAGCUCCUUCCAAAACAUCACUGAGAAAUGGAUUCCCGAGAUACGAACUCACAACCCCCGGGCGCCGGUGCUGCUAGUGGGGACACAGGCAGAUUUGCGGGACGAUGUCAAUGUCCUCAUCAGCCUGGAUCGCUACCAUGUGAAGCCUGUGCCCCGGCCUCAGGCAGAAGGUCUAGCUGACAAAAUACGGGCUGAAGCCUACCUGGAGUGCUCAGCACUGACCCAGAAGAACCUCAAAGAAGUUUUUGACAUGGCCAUUGUCAGCGGUGUUGAGCACAAAGCACGUCAGGAAAAGAAGAUGACAGCCAAAGGCAUCAAAACUCUCUCCAAGUGCCGCUGGAAGAAGUUCUUCUGCUUUGUCUGAAGCUGCUUUGAGGGGGGGAAGAAAGAAAUACCCGAUGCUAGUAUUGGCUCUGCACCUUCUUGGAGUGACUGCUCCUAUGGCCCCAGCGAGGAGGGUAUGAUAAGCUGCUGGGCUUGGAAACCUAGCUCUUGCUGGGUUACGGUAUCAGAUCCCUAGGAGACAUGAACUGGAUUUCCUUUGUGCCGGGAUGUGGAAUGGUCCAGACAGCUAUAAGCACCUGCCGGACACGUCUGUAACGUCCUGCACUGAUGUGAGCCUUUAACACACCAAGACUCAGUACCCUAGAACAGGCAGAUUUCUUAUAUUGUUCAAAAUGAUCAGCUUUCUGUCUGAAGCUAACACACUUUUGGAGUCCUAACGCAGCAUAAUAAACGUGAGGGACUUUUGAAGUCUGCCUAUGUUUUGGCUGAUUUACAGGCUUGGCAGAGAGUAGGGCAGGGGCAGUUACUGACAACUGCAGUGUGGUCAGACAUGGACUGCCAAGUUUGUAACAUGAGGCUUGGGUUCCCUCUCAGGUUCUGCUUGACAAAAUAGGUAGAAGUCACUUGGCUGUGCUCUUGAGAAGUACCCUUGAGAAGGUUUUUCCUAAAUAAAGGCCAUUAGCAGGCUGAAGGGAAAAUGCACUGGGAGCUGCAGUAAUUCUUUAAGGAAAAUGUUCUCUGAGAGAACUCUGUAGCCCAGCGGAUGCCAGUGCUAUAGUCCUAUCUUAAGAGGUAGUCAUGAACUUGGGGACCUAUUUUGAAAGGCUUUUUUUGUGUGUGGUGUUUUGAGAGAAACAACAGGUGGAGAACAGCAAUUGAGUGGCUCUGUCUGUCUAGCAGAGAUGAACUGUGUCAGUGAAGGAUUUGUAAUACUACUGAGGAGUGAAAUGCAGAUGCAUGUAUUGAAAGGAGAAGAGAGAGG
Molecule: messenger RNA, 1612 nt
Organism: Athene cunicularia (burrowing owl)
Lineage: Eukaryota; Metazoa; Chordata; Aves; Strigiformes; Strigidae
Gene: RHOV
Product: ras homolog family member V
Exons: 3
Coding region: 14-709 (231 amino acids)
Biological process (GO): small GTPase-mediated signal transduction
Molecular function (GO): GTP binding; GTPase activity
Source: RefSeq, a predicted model, not a curated record